This is a messenger RNA of Temnothorax curvispinosus, 3217 nucleotides long. Its product is annotated as polynucleotide 5'-hydroxyl-kinase NOL9. The transcript is spliced from 7 exons. Bases 137 to 2782 code for a protein of 881 amino acids. Lineage: Eukaryota; Metazoa; Arthropoda; Insecta; Hymenoptera; Formicidae. The record is from RefSeq and is a predicted model, not a curated record. Gene Ontology annotation, molecular function: polynucleotide 5'-hydroxyl-kinase activity. Gene Ontology annotation, biological process: cleavage in ITS2 between 5.8S rRNA and LSU-rRNA of tricistronic rRNA transcript (SSU-rRNA, 5.8S rRNA, LSU-rRNA). Gene Ontology annotation, cellular component: nucleus.
UUAACGCAAUACAUGUGCGUAGCGUAAUGUGUGAGCGUGAGCGUUUUACGAAUUUUGAGGUUGGAAUGUAAAAAUCUGUAAUCACAACAUUAGACAUAUAUAUAUUUUUUAUAUACCGAUAUAUUUUCUUACACCAAUGAAGACAAACGUUCGCACAAAGGGAAAGACGGCUGAAUCGAAAGUGCGAAAGAUUAAAACAAAACUAAAAGCGCGGAAAGCUCGUGAGAAGAAAAUGCGUGCCGCUUGUAAGAACACAUUUGCUAGCAAAGAUACCGCUGUCAAUUUGGUAGAUGAUGACACCUGUGCCAAUGAUGUGCAGAAUAUUCCUUUGCCAGGCGAGCCAGCCUGUUCUUUUAGAGAGAGACCAGCCAAACAGGCCAGUUUUAAACGCAAAAAGGAACACUCCGACAAUAAAAAAACUGUUGACGAAACUUCUGAUAUUCAAUAUUUUACAAAUGAUUCCAUAGAAUCGAACGAUCUCGAGCAGCAGGCGAAUGGAGAAAUAGAUGACAAUUGGAAGUUGGAUAAUUCUGAGGAUGAGGCGCAAGGGGAUACGGAUGACGAUUGUACCCAGAUUGCUUCCAAAGAGAAAAGAAUUUUAGGUUCACCCCUUGUGAUCGACAUGCUCUCGGACAGUGUCACCUCGAUAAAUUUGCCACAGAUAUUUGAACAGGAACAAAGGACAAGAUUAGGGGAAACGAUUUGUAAUGAAGCCUUCGAGUUAAAUGCGUUGUUCAAUAAGGAUGCGCGCAUGACAGUUGCCGAUCCCAUAAAUUCUAAGUACGACACCCAUAUGCGAAUUAAACAUCUAAAACAGGCGUCAUCUGUGCCAUCGAGUACAGCUAAAAAUGAUGGAAGCAAAGAGGCUAGUGAUAACAGAUUAGAAGACACCAAUGUUAAUAAUAAUAUAAGCAGUCCUAUGCGCAGAGAACUCGUCAAAGACGGAAGUUCUACAUCAGAUCGUAGUAGUGAUAUAGAAGCACGUGGCAGUCCUAACUAUAAAGUCAACUCGCGUCGACGUAGGGGUAAUCGAAAGGCACCGAAGGUUUACUGCAUAAGAAACAUAGUCAUCGUUAUAAUGGAAAGUGGGAAUAGACUCUGCUUCACCGGCAAGCUGUUAGUAAAAGUAUUGUACGGCGCGGUGAAAAUUUACGGUUCCAUACUAAACAGUUCGACCGGUCCCACAGAAGUGUACUCUCCGCGUGGAUACAGUAAUAUCGCCAUAGAGACCAGCGAGGAAUUCCCGGAAGGUAGUGUCGACGAGGUGUGGACGACGCUCGCUGCUGAGGGCAUCACUCGAGAUUUGGAAAGCGAGCUGCAGGUCAACGUCGAUAAUGUCCGACCGGGAAUGGCCGUCCUCGUGCUGCAGAAUUUCGAGAAUAAUCUGACGCUCUUCCUGAAAACCCACUUCCCGUACUUCAGAUUGUUCCCGAACGUAAAGAAUCCUCAUUAUUUUUCGUGGACAGAUCCCAAGCGAGCCGAGAUAAUACUGCAGUCGAAUCUGCGUCUCGAGCAAAAUGACGAUUUUAACUAUAGACGAUUGAUCACCGAUCCCUGUAUCACCACGGACGUUGCGGAGAAGAUGCUGAGUCGCUGGCGCGCGAACGAAUGGUCUUGCACGCUGAUCGCCGGCGGUAAAAACGUUGGCAAGUCCACCAGCGUGCGAUGUCUGAUCAACAGCCUGUUGCGCACGUCGGAGAAGGUGGUUUUGGUGGACGUAGAUCCCGGACAGGCGGAGUGUACGCCGUCCGGCUGCAUCUCGUACAGCUUGAUCGAAGAGCCGUUGAUGGGGCCGAAUUUCACGCAUCUGAAGGCGCCGGUUUACCAGCUGUUCAUCGACGACAUAAGCGUCAGCCGAUGCGUCACGCGCUACUUGGAGGGCAUCAAGAUGUUGAUCGAGAGAUUGAAGGAGUCCCCCGUCCUGUCUCGUUUACCUAUCGUGGUGAACACGAUGGGUUUCACGCAAAGUCUCGGCUGGGACAUCGCGAUCUUCACGAUAAAACUGAUCAGGCCGUCCAUCAUCCUGCAGAUUAUGUCGUCGAAAAAGAAGAACAAUUACAACGACGUUCUUAGUGCGGAAGUUGUAAAUAAACAGGAAUGCACAUGGACAUUCUGCGACGAGAGAUUCAUCAAUUGGAAUAGGCCGUGCGAGCACGAUUUAUGCAUAAUCUACUCCCAGGCGGAGACCGUCGCAGCGCGGACGAACGAGUGGAACAUGCAGCCGUAUCAACAACGCGAGCUUGUGAUGAUGUCUUACCUCAGCGGUAUCGUGCGUGAUGAAAACGAUUCCCUCCAAUACAACACAGGACCAUCACUCAGUAUUAAUGAAGCAGUGCCAUAUACGGCGCCCUUUUCUUCCUUACGCAUUAUACCACAACGAUUAUUCGGGGUACCUGCGUCACGUGCUUUAAGUGUCAUAAAUGGUAAUAUUGUAGCGCUAUGCGGUAUCGAUUUAACGGAGGAAUCUGCGCAAGAGUCCGAAGGCAUUUCCAGUCUUCGAGUACUGACCCAAAGAUCUCCUUUAUGUACAUGCUACGGGUUCGGAAUAAUUCGAGGUGUCGAUAUGGAACGACAGGAAGUAUUCAUAAACACUCCAUUGCCGCUAUCGAUGAUGCAGCACGUUAACUGCUUGGCGGGCUGUAUUCCAGUUCCUCCGGCAUUGUUGCAAUUGCAUCAGGGCGCUCCUUAUGUUGGUGGAAACGCAGCAUUACCGACGAGUCGCGAACCUCGCAGAGGAUACUUCCGAAUGAGAUAUCAAAAUAAACCGAGUAAAUCACAAUAAGUCAUGUGAAUGUACAUAAAUAACACAGAUCUUGGGAUAAUUUACAAAUGCUUGUCAAUUUCCUGUUAAAUGGAACAAGAGCUUUUCACAAAUGUAUUAUACUUACAGACAUAAUAUUUUGUUACAUAAUUAUAUUAUUUUGUUUCAAAUCAAGUUUGAAGGAAAGCAACUAUAUAUAUAUAUACUAUAUGUACAUAAUAUUCAUGUGAAUUUAUCUUUUCAAGAUUGUUAGAUAACUAUCUUAAAGAGAGAGAGAUAAAUUCAUAUUUUAGACGCAGAUUUUUCAAAACGCAUUUCGAAAUGAAAUAAUGUAAUACAUAAAUACAGAAUGAUUAUUAAACCGAUUAUUGUAUGCCCAUAUCUCAGGCGAAGUGAAUAUAGCGCUCAAAAGAAGAAAAGAUUUCAUAAUUAAUAAAGAUCUAUAUUCCCUUCUGA